AUGGAUAGCUUUAUCCUAAUUCUCCCUAUUAUCUCCAAAAAACACGAUCAAAGGCCUUUCAACACCGACCUGCGCUUUCAAGUGAGCCGCAACUUCAAAGAUGCAACCAAAAUCCGAAGGUCGCCGUCAUGCAGCGAAGUGGUUCCAGAAGCGUUAUACUGGAACCCGCUCAGCUUGCUUUUCCAUACCAACCUCAAUCAUGGUCUGAUUUCCAGACUUACGGCCGCACCAGAAGCAGGCGGGGUAACCCGUUCAGGGGGAACGGAUCUUCCACCACCCCUCGCGUUCACAAAUGAAGGGUCCAGGAAGAGGAAAGGUCUGCGGCACUACGAGAACGCCGUCACGCCGCCUGGUGUGCCCAUUCCUCUUGUGGGCGGGAUACCCGCAGUCCGGCGCAACUCUCCCAGAUUCAAGCACAUCGGCCCCCGGUGCCGCUCGGACGGUGACCAGUGCUCCCCAUUCGACGUCCGAACGUUGGACGCUGCAGCCCCCGAGGCCCGAGCGGACACGUCAAACUGCAAGGUGAUGGUGGUGGUGUUCCCCCGGACCGUCCGACCCUUCGGGGCUUGGGGGGCAUUUUCAGCGCAGAAGCCUUGCGCGAAGAAGAGAGGAAGCAAGCUUCCAGAUGAAACGGACGUUGUUCGAUGGCACUGCUAUUGCAGAAACGAAAGUCCGAGUUUACUGCCCAAUAGCCCGGAUGAACUCCUCGAACCCCCCUGUUCAUGGCACGACGAAUACGGUGUGAAUCCGGGGGAAGCAUAUCUCGAGGAGAUCAUUGGGUACAGGUCUACACACCAUCAACCACCACUAGUCACUGGUUCGAGGCUUUCCCCAGAGUCUUAUCAAGAUGGCUUCCACGAGCGUCAAAAGAUACCCUUCUUCACCGAGCACGACGGCUCCCCCAUCAUCGAGGAUAUCAGAAAGAGCCCCCUUCUCAGCAUUGAGUUUUCCCCUUCUUCCUCAGAUAAGCCCCUCGCCUCGCCCGGAGAAGAUAAUGCACAACCCAAGUACCUCAGCUUGACUCAUGAUCAUCACCAUGUCUCGCAAGCACAGGCACCAGAGACACCCAAUGACCACAACUACGGAGAGCCGAUGCCGGGAAACUGGCAGGAUCUCGCUUCGGAGACCGAUUCCCCAUCCGCUGAAGCUGAGUAUCCUUGUACAUCAGAGGCAGUAGGAACAUAUGCCCCGCCCGCUACGGACAGCAACCUUGCAGGUUCUCACAGAAAGUCCAAGACGGAGUUCAACUCUAUCCCUCCCAAGUUAGCUUAUAUGGACACGGUACCUGCCAGUGGACCUGAUGCCGGAACCCAGGUUCACAGGAAGUCGUCGACCGAGUUCAAGGAGGUCGUUGCAACGGGAGGCAGGUGA
This is a messenger RNA of Colletotrichum godetiae, 1371 nucleotides long. RefSeq lists its product as uncharacterized. The record is from RefSeq and is a predicted model, not a curated record. Bases 1 to 1371 code for a protein of 456 amino acids. Lineage: Eukaryota; Fungi; Ascomycota; Sordariomycetes; Glomerellales; Glomerellaceae. The transcript is spliced from 3 exons.